UGUAGUAUAAAAGGCAAAUAAUUUAACCACUACAACAUCACAUCACUUACAACUGACAACUAGAAAAGAACAACGGCAACAGAAGCAGAAGCAGAACUAGCAAACGGUGAAAAUAAUAAUCAUUAACAUGGCCAAGUUUUACACAAGUGUUGCAAUUAUUGCCAUUGCAUUGGCUUUGGUAACUGCAGAACCUCCAAGCUUUAGGCAAUCGAAACGUUUCGGCAACUUGAAAAUACAAAACAACAGGAAAUCAUUUGCUCGCCAAGAACAGACACCAGAGGUAGCACCCUCCGCGGCACCUUAUGCACCAGCCGGUGUGACUCCAGAAAUUCCCUUUAAUUUACCAACCGAAACUGAAGCACCUGCAGCAGAACCCGAUCAAACUUACGGUCCACCAGAACAGACACCCGAUGAAACUUAUGGUCCACCAGAGCAGACCCCCGAUGAAACUUAUGGACCACCAGAGCCAACCCCCGAUCAAACGUAUGGCCCCCCAGAAACCGAAGACAGCCCUGCAAUUACUGAACCAGAUAAUACAUACGGCCCACCUACAACCGAUGACCAACCUGCCAUCGAAGAACCAGAAGCCGAGGAAAUUCCCCAGUCGGAAAGCAAUUUAGUUUCAGAAAAUCUUAUUCAACCCAGAAAUAAGAAUAUUCGUCAACGUUCACGAUCUGCUCCAUUACGUUCUCGUUCCACAGCUCAACGCUCUCGUUCAGCUGCUUUGCGACAGCGCAGUGUACCUGUGAAUCCACGCUCAAAUACUGUGGAAAUUAUUCAUUCAGAACCGGUUCUUAUUUACACUUUGCACUAG
This is a messenger RNA of Calliphora vicina (urban bluebottle blowfly), 814 nucleotides long. RefSeq names its product fibrous sheath CABYR-binding protein-like. The coding region runs from base 128 to 814 and encodes 228 amino acids. Lineage: Eukaryota; Metazoa; Arthropoda; Insecta; Diptera; Calliphoridae. The transcript has a single exon. The record is from RefSeq and is a predicted model, not a curated record.